CGGGACUGGCGGUGAACACAGAAGGACAGGAAUGGCGCUGAGGAUUGUGUCUGCCUGAGCGAGUCAGCGGGAUUUAAAGGGUGUUCGCCGGGCGCCUUGGCUUCUACUCGCCGCCAAGUUUUGUUGCAUUGCAUUGAUGUGCAGGAAGACUCGCAAGAUUUGCAUUUACAAAAUAAAGAGGAGUUGGGGGGUGGAGGAGGAGGAAGAAUUCAAGGGGAAUAAAAGCAAAUCCCUCUCAUUAAUAGGAAAUGGAAACUUUCGGGUCAAUAGACAACCAGCUUCGACUGGAGAAUCACAGCAGCCCAGUCGAUUACUUGCACCAGAGGUACGCUAGUACUUAUGAAAAUACUUUCAACUCGUGGAAUGAUUACUUGGGGUUGAGCACUCUGGUUGGGAAGGCUGUGAACCAGGGGGGGAAGAGCGGACUGCACCCGGCCAGGGAGCGGAAGCUACAGUCCCGGGCACCGUGCAUCAGCCGCUCCCUGGAGUUCCGGGGGCUGGGGCUCUGCUCCCACCACGACGCGCUGCUCGGCUCCGAGCUGGAAGGCAGUUUCUCCGACAGCUUCAGCCCUUUCUCGGCUUAUCCCGCGGCCGUGGAACCCUUACCCCAUCAGCCCCAGCAGCAGCGCCUGGAGCGGGAGCAAGGGGGUGACUCGUCCUGGAACCGAGUGGAUGUGAUCAUGAUGGAGAACAGGAGCCAUCUACAACUUGCCCACUACCAGCAACAGCCGCCUCUGCCUGCACCUCCGCCUCCUGCCGCCCACAGAACCUCCAGGGCUAAGGCCGAGCUGCAGAUCUGCGUCUUCUGCAGGAACAACAACGAGUCGGUCACUCUGUACACCACCCACAUCCUGAAGAGCCCUGACGGCAGGGUACUCUGCCCCAUUUUGAGGCGGUACACUUGCCCCUUGUGUGGUGCCAACGGGGACAACGCGCACACCAUCAAAUACUGUCCACUCUCCAAGCUACAGCCCAGUAUCCCAAAGCUGAAGACGAGAAAUUGCGUUAGCAAGAGGGCCCGUUAAUAAGGAACUAUUCCCUUUUACAAACAAGGAAGGCAUUGUGAACCCAAUUAUCCCCACUUCCCCCCCCCAGGCUUUGUAGACUAAUAUGUGGACAUUUUAUUAAGACAAUAUAUUUUGAGUCUGGGAAUAAACGUUUUAUAGUAACUGAAUGUACUCUUUGUCUAAAUUUGUUUACAAUCUAAUGUUUCUGGUGGAAUAUCUAGCCCAGAAAUCUACCUCAGUUAUAUAAAAAUAUAUAGUUUAUGGAAUUAAGAGAACGCCAUAAUUUUCUUUUCGUUUGCAAAAUCCACUACGUGCAUUUCAUCUUCGGAGAAUUUAAGGUAACUCAGUAAUUAUAAUGUAGAAAAUGUAUUUGAUUUCCCCUGUUUUCGAAUGUAAUGUUUGCUACUUUUUAAAAGUGAAAUGUAAAACAGAUCUAAAGAUUACUAAUGAAUAACUGUGUUAACAACAGUACGGGGAGCCAAUAAAUUUUCACGUUUU
Molecule: messenger RNA, 1505 nt
Organism: Rhincodon typus (whale shark)
Lineage: Eukaryota; Metazoa; Chordata; Chondrichthyes; Orectolobiformes; Rhincodontidae
Product: nanos homolog 1
Exons: 1
Coding region: 249-1025 (258 amino acids)
Biological process (GO): negative regulation of translation; oogenesis
Cellular component (GO): perinuclear region of cytoplasm
Molecular function (GO): zinc ion binding; mRNA binding
Source: RefSeq, a predicted model, not a curated record